This is a messenger RNA of Carassius auratus (goldfish), 2497 nucleotides long. Its product is annotated as leucine-rich repeat extensin-like protein 5. Bases 529 to 1968 code for a protein of 479 amino acids. The record is from RefSeq and is a predicted model, not a curated record. Lineage: Eukaryota; Metazoa; Chordata; Actinopteri; Cypriniformes; Cyprinidae. The transcript has a single exon.
UCAACUUCCUGUUCACAUGUGAUCAAGAUCACUGUAAUCAGAGGUUAGCACAAUUUUCUUAUUUUUCUGCAUAAAAAGUAAAAAAAAAUUCACUUUACAUUUUAUGUAAUACAACUUUGUUAGGUGUGAAUGUUUAAAAUGAUUAUUUUGCACAAAAUAGAGGAGACAGUAACGUGUCUUUUGAUACUUUAGCUAAAGUGAUAUGAUGAGCUAAACUUGAGAUUUAGACCACAUUAGCACACAAGUAAGUAUGGGGCAAGUUGUCUCAAUGACUUUGGGGCAAGUCGUCACAUGUGACAACUUGCCCCUGUACAAACAAACACAUCGAACAUGCUCAGAAAACAUGAUAAAUAGUGAUAUUGUAAUUUAUUUCUAAUUGCAAUAAGUUGUUUGAAGGGAGGAAGGAAGGAAGGAAGGAAUUAAGGAAGGAAGGAAGGAAAAUCAGAAGCCCUGUUUACUCCUUUUGGACAACCACGAGUCUCAUCUGUCCAUUGAUGUACUCAAUUAUGCCAAAAAAAUGGCAUAAUCAUGCUGUCAUUUCCACUGCACUGCUCACAUCGGCUCCAACCAUUAGACAGGUCUGUCUACGGGCCACUAAAGAGGCACAUCAACAGCGCAUGUGAUGCCUGGAUGAGGAACAACCCUGGGAAGACAAUGUCGAUUUAUGACAUACCUGGGAUUGUGGCAAUUGCCUAUCCUCUGGCUGCAACCCCCUUAAACAUUCAGGCUGGCUUUAGGGUGGCUGGGGUUCAACCUUACAACAGAGAUGUAUUUAUGGAAACCGAGUUUGCACCAUCCUACGCCACAGAUCGCCCCAUUCAGAACCCUGCGCUGUCAGGCUGCAGCACCAACUCUGCCCUGCCAGGCCCCAGCACCAACCCUUCCAUGCCAGGCUCCAGCACCAACUCUGCCCUGCCAGGCCCCAGCACCAACUCUGCCCUGCCAGGCCCCAGCCCCAACUCUGCCCUGCCAGGCCCCAGCACCAACCCUUCCAUGCCAGGCUCCAGCACCAACUCUGCCCUGCCAGGCCCCAGCACCAACUCUGCCCUGCCAGGCCCCAGCCCCAACUCUGCCCUGCCAGGCCCCAGCACCAACCCUUCCAUGCCAGGCUCCAGCACCAACUCUGCCCUGCCAGGCCCCAGCACCAACCCUUCCAUGCCAGGCCCCAGCCCCAACUCUGCCCUGCCAGGCUCCAGCACCAACUCUGCCCUGCCAGGCCCCAGCACCAACCCUUCCAUGCCAGGCCCCAGCCCCAACUCUGCCCUGCCAGGCUCCAGCACCAACUCUGCCCUGCCAGGCCCCAGCACCAACCCUUCCAUGCCAGGCCCCAGCCCCAACUCUGCCCUGCCAGGCUCCAGCACCAACUCUUCCCUGCCAGGCCCCAGCCCCAACUCUGCCCUGCCAGGCUCCAGCACCAACUCUGCCCUGCCAGGCCCCAGCACGAACCAUUUCAUGCCAGACCCCAGCACCAACUCUGCAGUGCCGAGCACACCGAGUUAUGCUUCUGCUAUCACCAGCUCACCCUUACCCAGCAAUGCUAUUGCUGACAGUGGGCUACCAACUCCAGAGGACAUUCGGCCAUAUCCAAAAGCCGGCCCUCGAAAACCAGCCAGCAUAGGAAGAAAACGACGCAAAACAGCAAUACUUACUGACACGCCAGUGAAGCAGCAACUAGAAAUAGAAAAGAAUAAGCCUCAAUCUAGCAAAAAGCUGUUUCAAAAGAAAGGGAAGCAGAAAUCUGGACCUAUGAAAAACAAGGCAGCUAAAAGAAGGAAAAUCAUGCAAGAGUCAUCAUCAGAUGAUGAAGAGUGCUUCUGCCUGGUCUGUGUGGAGCCAUUUCCAAAGAGUCGUCCAAAGGAGACCUGGGUAAAAUGUGUUAAAUGCAACAAUUGGGCCCAUGAUGCUUGCACCUCAGGCCAGGCAAUUUAUGUGUGUCAGAAUUGUGAUUCUGGAGAUGAGUCCUAUUAGUCAGAUACAGUGCAUCUGUUUUGUUCAGAGGUUAAACAUGUUAAGUUAAGCAAGUUAUCUGCAGCAUUCCGUUCAGUUAUCUGGUUUUAUGUGAAAGCCAUAGAACAUUUGAGUUUAAAGUUCAAAGUGAAGUGGUCUUGCCACUUAAUUAAAAUGUGCAUUAUUUGGAUUGAAAUAAUUGUUUUUCCAGAUUCUCCUGGCACGGGUGUUUAUAUUUCCAGUUUGGAUUGAGUUUAAAAAUUAAAUUCUAUAUUCACAAUUAAGCAGUUGUGUUCUUAUUUUUAGAUAAUCUAUUGUGACAACUUACCCGCCCUAGUGUGACAACUUACCCUCCGAUGGGGCAAAUUGUCACAAGUGCACACUCACUAUUCAACAGUCUACAACUCUGUAAUGAGAUAAGAUAUAAAGAUGUUAUGAAUACAACAUAUGUGCCCAAGACUUCCUUCUUUCAUUUGGUAUGAGAUUUAUACCAUUUUGAUGUAUGGUGCUCAGUAAAUGUUAGACAUUGUGAAAAGUGUGACAACAUACC